GCCUGGCACUUAAGCAAGCACUCACUAAAUGUUAGCUGUGAAUAUAAUGGUAAAGGUGCUAAUCUUGGCUCUCAAGGACUGUCUUAGGUCAUUUCUGGUAACGUCCUUACUAAGGUAACAUGACACACAUGGGGUCACUGACCAUGAGCCAGAAAUGACUUGACAGCAACUGGAAAAAGGCAUUCUUGGUAGUCCAAGGAAACCCUGGUGGGGUAGUGGUUAAGUGCUACAGCCGCUAAUCAAGAGUCGGCAGUUCAAAUCCACCAGGCGCUCCUUGGAAACUCUAUCGGGCAGUUCUACUCUGUCCUAUAGGGUCGCUGUAAGUUGGAAUCGACUCGACGGCAGUGGGUUUGUUGAUUUUUUUUUUGGUUUUGGUAGUCCAAAGGACAAAAAAGAAGGAGGGAGGAAUGGAAGAGCCUAAAAUAUAUAGAACUCAUUGAUACAGUAACUUCAAAGGUCAGGAAUUGAUUUGGGGAGGGAUUGGUGCAAUUGGUUGCAGGAGGGUACAGGUAUUCUGUGUCAUUCCUUGGUGGCGUCCAGGGAGAAGGUGGUGGUGGCUAAAAAAGGAGAUGGAAGGCAGACACCAAACCAGCAACCUAACAAGCCUGUCUCCUUGUUUCCUAAAGGCCUUCAACUUCUGCCCAAUGAUGCUACCCAUAAAAAAGAGGCUGUUGCUGUUUCUGGUUUCCCAGAUGGUGAUCUUCGCUCUAUUCUUCCAUCUGUACAGCUACCACCUCAGCUCUUUGCCUUCGAAGGAGGAUCCCAAGCCUGUGCACGUGUUAAUACUGUCUUCAUGGCGCUCAGGCUCUUCCUUUGUGGGACAGGUUUUUGGGCAGCACCCAGAUGUCUUUUACCUGAUGGAGCCUGCCUGGCACGUCUGGAUGAGCUUUACAGAAAGCACUGCCUUGAGGCUGCACAUGGCAGUGCGGGACCUGGUACGCUCUGUCUUUCAUUGUGACAUGAGUGUCUUCGACGCCUACAUGCAACCUGGUCCCCGGAGACAGUCCACCCUCUUCCAGUGGGAGACCAGCCGGGCCCUGUGUUCCCCACCUGCCUGCAACAUCAUUCCACCAGGUAAAAUCAUCCCCCAGGCUCACUGCAAGAUUCUAUGCAAUCGACAGCCCUUUGAGAUGGUGGAGAAGGCCUGCCGCUCCUACAGCCAUGUGGUGCUCAAGGAAGUGCGCUUCUUCAACCUGAAGUCUCUCUACCCCCUGCUGAAAGACCUGUCCCUCAACUUGUACAUUGUGCAUCUGGUCCGGGACCCCCGGGCUGUGUUCUCUUCCCGAGAGCGCACCACAUUGGAACUCAUGACUGACAGCCGCAUUGUAUUAGGGGAGAAGUGGAACCAACUCAAGGAGGAGGACCGGCCUUACCACGUGAUGCAGACCAUCUGCGAAAGCCAGCAAGAGAUCUUCGAGGCCAUCCGGCUCUUGCCCAAAGCCCUGCAGCAGCGCUACCUGCUUGUGCGCUAUGAGGACCUGGUCCGCGACCCCCAGGCCCAAACUUCCCGAAUGUAUGACUUCGUAGGGCUGAAAUUCUUUCCCUGGCUCCAGACUUGGGUGCAAAACAUCACCCAAGGCAAGGGCAUGGGAAAACACGCUUUCCACACAAAUGCGAGGAAUGCCCUCAAUGUCUCCCAGGCCUGGCGCUGGGCCUUGCCUUUCAAAAAGGUUACUCGAGUUCAGACAAUCUGUUCUGAUACCAUGAAUUUGCUAGGCUACCGCCACGUCCUGUCUGAGCAACAGCAGAGAAACCUGUCACUGGAUAUUCUCUCUACCUGGAUCCUCUCUGACCAAGACUAUCAUGAGGGUUGA
Loxodonta africana (African savanna elephant) is the source of this 1814-nucleotide messenger RNA. It is a transcript of the gene CHST4, whose product is annotated as carbohydrate sulfotransferase 4. Gene Ontology annotation, cellular component: trans-Golgi network; Golgi membrane. Bases 570 to 1814 code for a protein of 414 amino acids. NCBI's taxonomy places the organism in Eukaryota, Metazoa, Chordata, Mammalia, Proboscidea, Elephantidae. The record is from RefSeq and is a predicted model, not a curated record. Gene Ontology annotation, molecular function: N-acetylglucosamine 6-O-sulfotransferase activity. The transcript has a single exon. Gene Ontology annotation, biological process: keratan sulfate proteoglycan biosynthetic process; protein sulfation; carbohydrate metabolic process.